AUGUUGACGAGUUCUAUUCCUCCCUCCUUUCUUCUCACCCGGAAAGUUUAUUUCGACUCGACUUUCUUUGAACUCUUUCUUAUAUCCUUUUUUCGUCCAUUACCACUGUCUUUUCUUUCUCGGCUCUCCUUUCUUCCUUCCUUCCUUCCUUCAUUCAAUAAUUCAUUCAUUCAUUCACACAUUCAUUCCUUACUACAACCUCCUCCUCCUUCCUCUUCGACUUCCACUUUUGUGCAUAACCAGUAUUUCUUCGUGGCCAAUAUUACCUUCGAUUCCGUCAUCGUCGCAUCUGCAACGAUUGCCGCCGUCACUGUUGUUGUCGUCCUCACCCGACGACAUUAUUUUUUUUCUAUUUUUCACAUAUCUAUCUAUAUUUCCAAUCCACUUCAUUAUCUAUCUAUCUAUCUAUCUAUCUAUCUAUCUAUCUAUCUAUCUAUCUAUCUAUCUAUCUAUCUAUCUAAUCCAGUUCAUUAUCUAUCUAUCUAUCUAUCUAUCUAUCUAUCUAUCUAUCUAUCUAUCUAUCAGCCAUUUUUUCAUUUCGGACAAAAAAUGCAAACAAAGCCAUAUUACAUGCUUUUCUUCUCUUUCGCUGACGAACUUAGACUGACACAAGGCCACUACUGCGCAUCUAUCUAUCUAUCUAUCUAUCUAUCUAUCUAUCUAUCUAUCUAUCUAUCUAUAUCUAUAUACAAAAAUGUAUAA
Molecule: messenger RNA, 702 nt
Organism: Acanthosepion pharaonis
Lineage: Eukaryota; Metazoa; Mollusca; Cephalopoda; Sepiida; Sepiidae
Source: the annotation of a GenBank genome assembly